This is a messenger RNA of Tribolium madens (black flour beetle), 3321 nucleotides long. RefSeq names its product RNA-binding protein 26 (gene swm). Gene Ontology annotation, molecular function: RNA binding; metal ion binding. Gene Ontology annotation, cellular component: nucleus. The record is from RefSeq and is a predicted model, not a curated record. NCBI's taxonomy places the organism in Eukaryota, Metazoa, Arthropoda, Insecta, Coleoptera, Tenebrionidae. Bases 139 to 2958 code for a protein of 939 amino acids. The transcript is spliced from 12 exons. Gene Ontology annotation, biological process: mRNA processing.
CACUUUAUUGGUUUGUGUCAACGCAUGAAAAGUGUACAUGUCAUAUGUUGCAUUUUGCACCUAUAAAAACAUAAAAGUGUACAAUUUGUGGAGUCUUUUUACAAUUUUAUUUUAAAUGAAUAUUAACCAAAGUUCAAAAUGAUAAUCGAGCAACCUGAAGCAUUUAAAACAUGGUUAACUGCUGUUUUAAAACCGAUGUGCGAUGCAGAUCCUGCAGCACUUGCAAAGUACGUUUUAGCUUUGAUAAAAAAAGAUAAAUCUGAAGAGGAACUUCAUCGGAUUAUGGUGGGUCAGUUGGAGGUUUUCUUAGAAAAUGAGACUGAAUCUUUUGUAAAUUUAGUAUUACGUACGCUUGAAACGCAGGAUUAUAUUACCACUCCAGUUAUACCAAACACAAAUCCUCCAAAUCCAAUUAUGAUGAAAACAACCAAAGAAACGAAACCAAUUGUACAUCCUAGCGAACUACCCAAUUUAAGUGAAGCAGUUAAUGGCUCUAGUGUGGUCCGGAAAGAGCAAGAAUCGAAACGGGAUAGAGAAAUGAGAAAAAGUGACACUUCCGAUAAAGAAGAUAAGUCUCGUGUUCGUUCCCGCCAUCGUUCGUCCUCUCGCAAUCGUUCGCGUUCCCGUUCAUGGGAUCGCUCGAAACGUUCGAAAUCACGCGAUCGUGAUCAACAUCGUCUUGAUCGAGAAAAACGUGACCGUCCUCGUGCUUGGCGAAACAAAUCACCUCCUCGACGAUUCGAUCGUCGACGCUCUAGAACACCAUCUCCAUCGAGAGGACGAUCUCGUUCUCGUAGUCCUAAACAUCCACAUCGAAGUGGUCGAUACAGAAAUAGGACGCCACCGCGAAGCACCAGUCGGAGCAGGUCUCGAUCAGCGGAAAAAACACGCAAGGACUCUUUCAAAGAAAAAGAUGCUAAAGACGGUCAUUCACGGCCCGGUACGCCGACUCAAGAUUCGAAUCAUGGCGAUAUGGAUUUACGAUUGACGAAUAGUACUCAAAGCAUACAGAGUGUUGUGGUGCAACAGAACUCGAAGAGGAGAUGUAGGGAUUUUGACGAGAAGGGAUAUUGCAUGAGAGGCGAGAUGUGUCCGUUUGAUCACGGAGUGGAUCCGGUGGUAUUAGAAGAUUCAGCAUUGAGCAGCGUCUUGACGUAUAAUCCCAACGCGGCACCAGCCGAUGUACCUCCUAUCGGAGCGCCACUUUUGAAUGCAGCGGGACAUCCCAUGAUGGGACCGAGAGGCCUACCACCAGAGUACAACCCGCAAGCACCAGCAAUGUGGAGUAGUAGGACUGGGGGGUUCAGAGGGCCGAGGCCGAUGGGCAUGCCGAGGGGUCCCAUGAUGGGCGCCUUCCCCAACCAACCGAAUAUGCAACGCGAGCUGAUUCCUGUGCCCGUGAUGGACAACAAACAACCUGAACAGUACCCGCCGGGCGGCUUUCGUCAACAGUCCAAUUACGCCGGUAAUAACACCAGUGACCAUGAAGCACCAUUCAAAAAGAAAAGUUUCGAUUUUAACCGUCUAGGUCCGAGAUCUAAAAAUCCAGCAAACUGUUCGUUAGAAUUGAAAAAAAUCCCGCAAGGUCUGAACACCAUCACACAUUUGAACAACCAUUUUUCCAAGUUUGGCAAACCAGUUAACAUCCAGGUGAAUUAUGAGGGUGAUCCAGAAGCGGCGAUCGUCACUUUUUCUAGUCACGCUGAAGCCAAUGCUGCCUAUCGGAGUACUGAAGCCGUUCUCAACAAUAGAUUCAUCAAAGUCUUUUGGCAUAAUGGAAGUUUGGAAGGUAAACAGGAGAACGUCCCUCCGCGGUCCGUUAAAGAUCGUCUGGGGGUUUCGGCUAUUGUACCCCCAAAUACUAACAAAGUCCUCAAUUUAGUUCAGCCGCGGGCAGAUAACGUAAACGAAGGCGAAACACAAGAUAAAGGUGGAAAAGCGGCGACCGGAAAUAAGGAAGAAACUAAGGCACAGGCUGCUGCAGCGAUCAAAAAGAAUCAGGAGCUUCUAGCCGCCAAAGAAAAAUUAAAAAAGAAUCAAGAUGAGCAGAGGAAGGAAGUGUUGAAAAUUAAAAAUAAUCUCAGAAAGAGAAAACAGGAACUGCUGGAAAAACAAUUAUCUCAGCAGAAGAUUUUGAUAGAAAAAAUGGAGAAAUUACCUCCUGGUCCUCAACGCGACCACAUAAUGGACACCAUCAAAAAGACCCAAGAAUCGAUCGAAAGUAUCAAGAAAGACCUCCUUCAAUCCGUUUUAACGGCAAAAACACCGCCUCAAAAGAAAGCAAAGGAAGACGUUCAAAGAGAAAUGUUAGAUGCGGAAUUAGAUUUGAUUACAAAGCAGCAAGAAGGUGCUGAUACUUCGGAAAUACAAAAGAAGUUGUUCGAGUUGAAAGCUCGUGCUGCUAUGACUAGAGGACGCGGUCGAGGGAGAAGGUAUAAUCAAAUCAGUCGGCAUUUGUUAAGCAAGAAUAAUUUGAUUGAUAAUGGAGGUCUCAAAGGUAACAUAAAGACGGUUAAUAAAGCGUCGUUUCAAAAACAUACAGUUGAUCAUAGACCUACUAGGUUAUUAGUAUCUGGAUAUGAAGCUGAUGAACAAGAAAGUGUUUUGAAUCAUUUUCAAUUGUUUGGGGAAAUUGCCGACUACGUCGUUGAUUCAACCUUGCCAAGCAUUACAUUGAACUACAAAACUCGUAAAGAAGCCGAGAUGGCGUUAUUAAAGGGCAAACAUUUUCAGGACCGUACUUUAUCCAUCACAUGGUGCAGUGGAGUCUCACUGAAUAACCAAUCAAGACCGGCCACUCUCAAAGUUUUAAUGUCCGAGUCCGAAGAGGAUAGACUAAUUGAGCAGAGUUUACCAGAAGGAGAAGAAGAUCUGGGGCCGGAAUUAUCUGAGGAAGCCUUGCUUCAAGACGAUGAAGAGGAAGAGGAAGAAAGCGAAGAUCGAUCAUGGAGGCGAUAGUUUAACACUCGAUUUGAAGGCCAUAUUUGUUUCUCACCUGUCAUUAGUUUAAAGUUGUAUAAUUUUUGUCUUUUAUUUUUUUGAGGUUUGCUUGCUUGUAAAAAUUUUAUGGUGUAUAACUGUAUAGUGGUAAUUUUCUAUAUUUACUUUUCGGUUUCAUAUGUAAGCUAUGAAUUUGUUUUUGAACAAUACAGAUUCUUCAUAAAACACAUGAAAACAAAUUCUUAGUAGUUUGUUUGUUUAUGAUAUAAGACGUUAUCAGUAAGAAAAAAAAAAGAUGCCCCCAAUUUAAGAAAAAAUAAAAAUUAAAAAAUAUACUAAAAAAUAGAACAACUUUAGAAAACAUUAAAUGAGAAAAAAUGU